This is a messenger RNA of Ustilaginoidea virens, 1035 nucleotides long. RefSeq lists its product as uncharacterized. The coding region runs from base 1 to 1035 and encodes 344 amino acids. Gene Ontology annotation, biological process: glucan catabolic process. The transcript is spliced from 4 exons. The record is from RefSeq and is a predicted model, not a curated record. NCBI's taxonomy places the organism in Eukaryota, Fungi, Ascomycota, Sordariomycetes, Hypocreales, Clavicipitaceae. Gene Ontology annotation, molecular function: hydrolase activity, hydrolyzing O-glycosyl compounds.
AUGGCCUACGCUUUGGCAACCUCGUAUUCGGGGGAAUCUCUUCUCUCAGGCUUCAACUGGUUCAGCGGAGCCGAUCCUUCGCAUGGAUCCGUCUCUUACCAAAGCCGUUCCGAUGCCCAAGCCAUGGGUCUCUACUCGGUCGACCAAAACACAGGUGUUGUGCGGCUGGGGGUCGACCACACUAACACAUAUGCCCUCAACCAAGGAAGACCGAGCAUACGCCUCGAGAGCAAGCAGGCCUACAACCAUGGUCUGUUUGUGGCUGAUUUCCUGCACAUGCCCCCUUCGCAGUGUGGUCUCUGGCCAGCAUUCUGGGCGUAUGGCCCGAACUGGCCGUAUGGCGGUGAAGUCGACAUUGUCGAAGGAGCCAACGACCAGUAUCACAACGUCUUGUCGGCACACACGGCACAAGGAUGCACAGUCUCCAGCACCAUGAGUUCCAUGUUCUCGGGGUCUCAGCGCACGACAAACUGCUUCGUCGGCGGCGACAACGUCGGAUGCGGCUACUUUUCUCCUCCAGGAGACACCGCCGCGUAUGGCGAUGGAUUCAACGCCGCCAACGGGGGCGUGUACGCCAUGGAGUGGGACAGCGACUUCAUCAAGAUCUGGCACUUUACAAGAGGCCAGAUUCCCCAGGACAUUACGGCUAAGCAACCCGACCCAGACGGGUGGGGAUUGCCAACGGCCAUAUUUGGAGGGCCGUCUUGCAGCGUGGACAACUUCUUCAAGGAUAUGAGUCUCGUCAUCAACAUUAACUUUUGCGGUGAUUGGGGGAACGCUAUUUGGGGCAAAACCGACGGCUGCGGCAAAUUCGCCUCGACUUGCAGCGAAUAUGUCGCCAAAAAUCCCCAGGCGAUCAUCGCCAGCAUCAUCGCCAGCAUCAUCGUCGGCAUCGUCGUCGGCACCAUCGUCGGCAUCGUCGGCAUCAUCAGGAUCAUCGUCGGCAUCAUUGUCAGGAUCAUCCCCAGGGUCAACACCGGCGUCAACAUCGGCGUCAACAUCGGCACCGACAUCCUCCACUACCAGUCAACCUGA